CUGUGCCAACUCAUAGGAGGCCACUUGUACCUACCACAGUCACCCACUCAGCUAAGCUUUUAGAAUUUGAGUUAAGUUACCUUCCUUCAACCAUAAUAUCCCAACCAACUCUGUCCUGUUCCUCAAUCUCUCUACAUAUCUAUCUAUCUUUCUAUCAUCACAGUAUCCUUAAUAAGUCAGAACUUUGUCACAACUUUUUCCCAUCACUUUGUGGAAAGAUAUUCAUUCUAAGGGAAAAAUGACAGAGGAGCAAUCCAAAAAGGUGGCUGAGACUGAGAGUUUUCCCUCUAAUCCUGCACCUGAACCUGUUGUUGUUCCAAAGGAGGAUGUGGCAGAGGAGAAAUCUGUAAUUCCACAACCCUCUCCCUCUCCUGCUGAUGAGUCCAAAGCUCUUGUCAUAGUUGAGAAGACUAGUGAAGUUGCUGAAGAGAAACCGAUUGAGGGGUCUGUGAACCGAGAUGCUGUGCUUGCAAGAGUUGCAACCGAGAAGAGGCUGUCACUAAUCAAAGCAUGGGAAGAAAGUGAAAAGUCCAAAGCAGAUAACAAGUCUCACAAAAAGCUUUCAGCCAUUUCAGCAUGGGAAAACAGCAAGAAAGCUGCAGCGGAGGCAGAAUUGAGAAAGAUUGAAGAACAACUGGAGAAGAAAAAAGCAGAAUAUGGAGAGAAAUUGAAAAACAAAAUAGCUACAAUCCACCGAGAAGCUGAAGAAAAGAGAGCAUUUAUUGAGGCCCAAAAAGGGGAAGAAUUCUUGAAGGCAGAGGAGACUGCUGCAAAGUACAGGGCAACUGGAACAGCCCCAACGAAACUCUUUGGUUGUUUCUAACAAGCCUGAUCAUUAAAAAAUGCUGUACUAUUAUUAUUAUUAUUUUGUAUUUUCUUUGAUAGUUCAUGUCAGUACAUCGUGUGUGGUUUGGUUGUCUUUUGCUGAGUUGUAGUUCAUGUUCAUUUAUUAUGUUUGCAUAGUGAUAUCACUGAUAUGUUGGUGUGAAUAUAACAAUUUACUUUGUGUAUACACAAGAAAUUGAAUUAUUCAAUUUGGGUAUUACGAAUUUCUUGUAGCA
Molecule: messenger RNA, 1061 nt
Organism: Glycine soja
Lineage: Eukaryota; Viridiplantae; Streptophyta; Magnoliopsida; Fabales; Fabaceae
Product: remorin-like
Exons: 5
Coding region: 239-823 (194 amino acids)
Source: RefSeq, a predicted model, not a curated record